Molecule: messenger RNA, 2038 nt
Organism: Saccostrea cuccullata (small rock oyster)
Lineage: Eukaryota; Metazoa; Mollusca; Bivalvia; Ostreida; Ostreidae
Exons: 4
Coding region: 1-1698 (565 amino acids)
Source: RefSeq, a predicted model, not a curated record
AUGUUUGCAUUUCGAUUGAGAGCGCCGACAGAAAUGUACUCCUCACUCCUCGUUAUUGGAUUGACUUUGGCGUCACUGUUGGGACGGAGUAGCCAACAUGGAUUGCUUCUGUCCCCUCCUCAAAGGGGGUCACUCUGGCGAUACGGAUACGACACUCCCCCGAACUAUGACGACAAUGGACUUUUCUGUGGCGGAAUAGAGGAAUACAUUAAAACUGGUGGAAAAUGUGGUGUUUGUGGAGACGCUUAUAAAGGUCCUCGUGAACACGAAGCAGGUGGAAAAUAUGCCAAAGGAAUCAUUGUCGAGCAACUUCCCGCCGGAUCCACCGAAAUGAAAACGACAAUUCAGAUCACAAGUUAUCAUAUGGGGUAUUUCGAGUUCAGGAUCUGUCCCCACAAUGAUAUCCGCAGACCAGUGUCUCAGCAGUGUCUGGACGAACAUCUCAUGAUCAUCAAGGAAGGCACCCCUGAAAGUGAAUACACUCGCUACUACCCAGACAAUCCCAUCGAGACUGGAAAAGACAAGUACCAUCUGACGUUGCUCCUUCCAAGAGGGAUACGGUGUGAGCAAUGCGUAUUACAAUGGACUUACAACACAGGAAACAGUUGGGGCACAGAUAAAAAUGGAACAAGCUGCUUAGGCUGCGGCCUUCAAGAAGUCUUUAAAAACUGUGCUGAUAUAAGCAUUGGAGGAACACAGACAGUUGAAUCUGCACAGAUGGCACUUAUUAAAACAAAGACAAAAACAACCAAAAAGACAUCUAAAACUGAAACUAAGUCGGGCUUAUUCCACCAUAUCAAGAAAGCUAUUGAAAAUAGUGUGGCCGCCAAAAUUAAUCAAAACCAUGUCCAGAAGACCACAAAGAAAGCCAUGCCUUCUCCUACUCCAGUAUUUUCGACUAAAACACCCUCAGCAACGACGACAUUUUCGGCAAAAUCUGUUUUGGAAAACAGAAACCCCUUCAUGCCUGGUACUGGCCCGUCUUUCCUCUCUCAAUUUCAGAGCAAACUAGGAAAACAAUUCAGUUGGUUGAAGCAGAUUCCUUUCCAUCACGGCUCUCUUCUUUCCCCCAAAACGCCUAAUCCUCGAUUCACCUUAGCCAGCAAAAUCAAGUUCCUACCUGACACUACAGCUCAGGAACAACCCACAACUGCCCUGGCUUUCAACCCAUCACCAAAGAUAGGAUUGCACUCAUUUUACACUACAAAGAAAGGACCUGUUCCAAGAAUUUACGAGGUCAAAUAUAAUCUUCUUCCGAAGUCAUCUUUCAACUUGUAUACCAAUCCUUCAAUGUCUUUGUUUGAAUCCACUGGUAAUGUACAAAAGGUCUCCUUGUCCGAAGUGGCACCCACAGUAGCAUAUAUCGAACCAAAAACAACACAAGGACCUUCACUAAAAACGACCAAGUCAGCAAACCCUACCACGACCAAUCCUAUGGACGUUUCACAAUGGGGGAAAGAGGACGUGAGCAAAUUACCUAAAAAGUAUCAAAGGUACUAUCAGAAGUACAAGGAAGCCAAAUCAAUGUUAGAUCUAUUUAAAAGGAAACCCCAAGAAGUUCUGAAAAUGUCCAAAUAUAGAAAAUAUCAGAAACGAAGAAAUGGACACAGGAGAUUGCUAAAAAAUCUGAACAGAGAUGUCGAGAAAUACACAACUCGACUGAAGAGAGUCGGAAAGCGUCUAUUUUCUACAUCAUAGUGACAAUGUUUUGCCACAGAAACUAUCAUUUCACAGAAAUCCGUUCAUAUUUAUUAAAUAUUUGUUAUUGUUUUUUGUUGUUUACUUAGAAAACCAGACUGAAAUACAAUGCUAAAAAGAUGUAUUCAUCUGUAAAUUGUUACCUCAGGAAUGUGCGAGGAUAUUCUACAGAAUGACGCUUCAGACUCGUUCAAACUUGUUGUUGCAAGCUCUGCAGAAACACUAUAAUGAAUGAAUUUUAUGUAUUAUAUGUGCCAAAGCAACGAAAUAUUGUUGUGCAUGUUCUUACCUAUCAGUAUUCAUAAAAACACUUGCCCAUGCCAGUAUUGCCUUUAUUAGU